Phodopus roborovskii (desert hamster) is the source of this 607-nucleotide messenger RNA. Its product is annotated as actin-related protein 2/3 complex subunit 5-like protein. NCBI's taxonomy places the organism in Eukaryota, Metazoa, Chordata, Mammalia, Rodentia, Cricetidae. The transcript has a single exon. Gene Ontology annotation, molecular function: actin filament binding. The coding region runs from base 42 to 269 and encodes 75 amino acids. Gene Ontology annotation, biological process: regulation of actin filament polymerization; Arp2/3 complex-mediated actin nucleation; cell migration. Gene Ontology annotation, cellular component: Arp2/3 protein complex; actin cytoskeleton; cytoplasm. The record is from RefSeq and is a predicted model, not a curated record.
GAGUGGAAUCUAGCCGGCUGGGCAGCCGCCGAGCUCCUGCCAUGGCCCGAAACACACUGUCCUCACGUUUCUGUCGGGUGGACAUCGACGAGUUUGACGAGAACAAAUUCGUGGACGAGCAGGAAGAGGCAGCUGCGGCGGCAGGCGAGCCAGGCCUCCACCCCGCCAAGGUGGAUGGGCUUCUGUGGCAAGGGGACAUGCUUCGUGCAUUCCAUGCAGCCUUGCGGAACUCACCAAUCAACACCAAGAAUCAAGCUGUGAAGGACUGAGCCCAGGGUGUAGUGCUGAAAGUACUCACAAACUUUAAGAGCAGCGAAAUUGAGCAGGCUGUGCAGUCACUGGACAGAAAUGGCAUUGACUUGUUAAUGAAGUACAUUUAUAAAGGGUUUGAGAAGCCCACAGAAAAUAGCAGUGCAGUGUUACUCCAGUGGCAUGAAAAGGCCUUAGCUGUAGGAGGACUAGGCUCCAUUAUAAGAGUUCUUACAGCAAGAAAGACUGUUUAAAAAAAUGAAUCAUGUUACCUUAAGAAUUUUGGAUGCCCAGGUUGGUGAAGAAGGGACUGACAAUGGACCAUAUUCCUGAACUCCCAACUGCAUAUUUCAGGAAA